AUGGCUCAGUUGCAGCUGGCUGUGUGUUCCCAUGUGGAUCCAAUGAUCUCCAAUCCCAAUCUUCCUGCGACAAGCCAGGAGAAAUGUCAUGCAGAGGCCCUUAGAGAACAGCCAAGGUUAGAACACCUGAGGGCUAAUAUCCAGCAACAACUCCUGUCUAACAAAGAUAAGAAGCUAAAAGAUGUUUAUAUCCAAAAAGGCCGGAGUGCUUCCUGUUCUGAGCCUGCAGAAAGUAGCCAGCUGAUUUCGGAGAAUGCCGGCUUCUGGUCAGCUGGUCCUCACAACUGGUACCUCAAGAAACAAGCUAGCACUCUAUCCUCCCACUGGAGACCCAAGCGGAGAGGUGUAGACAGGGCAUACCCACUAAAGCCAGUCUUUCAUCAAAAAGCUGAGAAUGGCUCCACACCUAGCUCUUGGCAAGUUGCAAACCCACCAGCUACAGAGACACCUUCUCCUAACAUUAGCUCAGAGAAAAAAGGAAGAUCAUAUGCAGUCAAGGCCCAGCAUGUUGGAGUGCCUUUUCCUGUUUCAAUCGAGCAAUCAAAGAGAGAAGGUUCUCAUCCAAGAAGGGCAGAGUCAGGGUACAUUCAAAAACUGGAGGCUGCUGGUAGGAAUUUGGAGCAGGAGAUCCAGAGGAAAGAGGCUCUACUCAGGGAGAAGCUGAGGAGGACAGAAGAGGAGCUCCGGAGGAUCCAGUGGGAGAGGCAGCAGGCAGAGGUGAAAGCAAGAAAGGAGCGAGGACUAUGGAUGCCUGAGAGGAAAGCAGCAGACAUCUCUUGGAGGCACCUUUCCAGAUCUAGAGCCCAGCCAAGUGAUGGUCACAGGAAAACUGCUCCGAAUAUCCCUGUAGCUUCCACAGAGAUGACCCCAGUUCCCUUAGAGCUCCAUAUGGAAACGCUCAAAAAACAACGGUUGAUGGCUAGCAACAGUAAAAUUCGAGAAAAUGUUGCCCAGGAAAAUGCAGCUCUUUGUCCAGAGGUGGCUUCCAGGCAUGACCAGCCUCCAACAGCACUCCUUUUAGGACAGCCUGACUGUAUGGCAGGAGCACCACCACUACCAUACAUGGAGGCACCAAGUAGUGUAGAAGACUGGGGUGAAUGCAGUUUUUGUGGACGGAAGCUUUACUGUUCCAGGUUGGAGAAGCACAUAAGUAUCUGCAGCAAGAAUCAUGGCUCCAAGAGAAAAGUAUUUGAUUCAAGUAAAGCCAGAGCAAAGGGCACUGAAUUAGAGGCAUAUAAUCUCUUGAUGGGCUCGGAUCCUUCUCAGAAAAGAACUUCGACCAUAAGCAGUGAUGGCUCCAAGCAAAGCAGUAUGCAAUCUAAUCAAAGCAACUGGAGACAGAAGCAUGAAUCUUUCAUCAACACACUGCGUAGGGCUCGUGAGGUGCAACGAGUAAUCUCCAAAGGGGGGAAGGCCUCAGACCUUCUUCCAGCACCCCCCAUGGAGAAUCCAGACUACAAAUUGUGCCCGUACUGCACACGUCAGUUUGCCCCUAAGGUAGCCGGGAGACACAUUCCCAAGUGCAAAAACAUUAAGAAUAGACCACCACCACCACCACAGCAAAAGAGACGUUGCUAG
Molecule: messenger RNA, 1578 nt
Organism: Gekko japonicus
Lineage: Eukaryota; Metazoa; Chordata; Lepidosauria; Squamata; Gekkonidae
Gene: ZC2HC1C
Product: zinc finger, C2HC-type containing 1C
Exons: 2
Coding region: 1-1578 (525 amino acids)
Source: RefSeq, a predicted model, not a curated record